CUCGCAGCGACGGAUAAGAGGGGGCACAAGAGCAACGCUUCCAUUGCGCUGUGUCCAAGAGAGAGAAUCCUGAGCGAAACGAAACGCAUCUAGAGAGAGAGAGAGAGAGAGGAGAAAUCCCAACUUCUGCGAUUCCGAGAGAGACAGAGAGAGAGAGAGAGAGAGAGAGAGAGUUGGCUGUGUGUGUGGAAUAGUACUGAGGUUUGGUAUUCAAGACACGGGUGUUUGCUUCGCUGGUUCUUUGCACACCUCGUCUCGUCUCGUUCGAGAGAGAAUUUCUGGGUUUAUUUUAAAAGUCGAAUUUAAGAGGGUUCUGUUUGGCCUCGCUCGCUUCUGAAGAAAACCAGAUGACAAAGAGGAGUUUAGCACCAGCAGCAGCCGCAGCCGCAGACGAAGAAGACACGAAGAUCGAAUGGCCUGCUUCUCUAGACGAAUAUGAAAAGCUUGUUAUGCGCAUGACCACUCCGAGAGUCAAGGUCGACAAUGCCGGUUGCACCACCGCCACCCGAAUCAUGGUAGACAGCGCGAGAAAACACGGAAUUCUUCUGGAGGCGGUUCAGGUUCUCACGGAUCUGAACCUUUCGAUCGAGAAGGCGUACAUAUGUUCUGAUGGGAGGUGGUUCAUGGACGUUUUUCACGUGACGGACCUGAACGGAGACAAAGUAACCGACCAGAGCGUUAUUAACUACAUUGAACAGUCACUUGGGACAAUCCAUUUCGCGAGGACAAAAAGCUUUGAUGGCAUGACAGCACUAGAACUGACCGGGACAGACCGGCUUGGCAUGCUGUCAGAGGUAUUCGCAGUGUUAGCUGAUUUGCACUGCAACGUGGUUGAAGCGAAAGUGUGGACGCAUAAUGGAAGAAUUGCUUCCCUGAUCUACGUCAAGGAUUGCGAUUCUGGUACCCCGAUUGAGGACUCACAAAAGAUCGAUCGAAUCGAAGGGCGGUUGAAGAACGUGCUUAAAGGGGAUAACGAUAUCCGAAGUGCCAAGACAUCUGUUUCCAUGGCUGUGACUCACACAGAGCGAAGACUCCAUCAAAUGAUGUUUGCGGACCGUGAUUAUGAACGAAAACCUAGUGUUGAUUCUCCUGUUGUGGUAGUUCAGAAUUGUGUGGAAAGGGGUUACUCUGUUGUCAACAUUCACUCCAAGGACCGGACAAAGCUUCUGUUCGACGUUGUGUGCACAUUCACAGACAUGCAGUAUGUUGUAUUCCAUGCAACUGCCAAUACAUCAGGGGAACAAGCAUAUUUGGAGUUCUUCAUUAGGCACGUAGAUGGUACCCCAAUUAGUUCAGAGGCCGAAAAGCAAAGGGUGAUUCUUUGCCUUCAGGCUGCCAUUGAAAGGAGAGCAUCUGAGGGUGUAAGGUUAGAGCUAUGCACAGCCGAUAGAAACGGGCUCCUGGCGGACGUAACGCGAACGUUCCGCGAGAAUGGCCUUAACGUGACGAGGGCUGAGAUAUCCACCACAACAGACACGGCUCUUAAUGUUUUCUACGUAACAGACGCCAGUGGGAAUCCGGCAGACCCAAAGCUCAUUGAAUCAGUCCGACAGAAGAUCGGGACGAGCGAGUUGAAAGUGAAGGAAUUGCCACUGUUGUGCCACCAAAAGACAGAGAGGGACGACGAGCCCGCGGUUGGUUCAGGUGGGGCCAUGCUGUUAUCACUCGGGAGCCUGGUGAGGAAGAAUCUAUACAACUUGGGACUGAUCAAAUCAUAUUCUUGAGACAAGUCUGUGUUACAAGCAACAAUUUGUUGGGGAGGGGCAUAUACUUUGCUUCAGGGAUAGAGUUGGUCAGUUUGUACAUAAGAAAAAUUAGAAGGGUUUGGUGAUAGUAGUUGUGAUGGUUGGUUGUAAUAGGUAGACACAGUUUAUACACAGAAGGAAGAUGGGUAUGGGUGGGGGCCACUUCCUCCCAUUUCAAAUUGUGUUGUGAAGAAGAAUUUGAAUUUGGAAUGGGGGAGGAGAAAGAGAUACUAUGGAAAGAUUAAAAGUUGGUGUUGGGAUGUGGUUGUGGGUUGUUUCUUGCUGGCAGGCAGAAUAGUAGUUAGAGAGGAAAUUUUAUUUUGUUUAUACAGCUCACAUCUGUACAUAACGACCUGUUCUUUAUUAGUGAAUGGCUGACUUGAUUUUUCCUUCAA
Messenger RNA from Rhododendron vialii, 2140 nucleotides. Its product is annotated as ACT domain-containing protein ACR8-like. NCBI's taxonomy places the organism in Eukaryota, Viridiplantae, Streptophyta, Magnoliopsida, Ericales, Ericaceae. The transcript is spliced from 6 exons. The coding region runs from base 348 to 1724 and encodes 458 amino acids. The record is from RefSeq and is a predicted model, not a curated record.